This is a messenger RNA of Parnassius mnemosyne (clouded apollo), 756 nucleotides long. Lineage: Eukaryota; Metazoa; Arthropoda; Insecta; Lepidoptera; Papilionidae. The record is from the annotation of a GenBank genome assembly.
AUGGCAGCUAAGCUUAUUGUACUUGUAGCAGCACUGACUGUUUGCCAGGCUGUACCUGUUUGGAUCGAGAAUUAUCCUCAAAUCUACGUACGAGAUGGCCGUUCACCAAGUGUAGCGUUUGGAUUUGGCAGUGGCUUUGCCACUGAUAUUGGCGGUAUUAAACAGGCAUCUAGUUAUGGAACUUCGUUCCAAAGUGGCGGCGGUGAAGCUUACGGUAGCGGGCUCGCAUCUGCCGAUGGUCGCACAUUCGCCAGAGGAACUGGAGUAGCCAAGGUACCUCAGGUUACGUACCCUGUCAGCAACCAACAAUUCGUUUCGAACAAUUUUAACCGCAACAACUACGGUUCAGCCGUCUCCUCUGCUCACAAUCACGGCAACUUCGGAUCAGCACUAUCUGCAGCUCAAUCUCAAAAUGGAUAUGGUUCAGCUAUUUCCAAUGUGAACAACCGCGGCUUCCAAACAGCCUUGUCCUCCGCUCAGAACUACAAUGGUUUGGGCUAUCAAUCAGCGGUGGCGGCUGCCAACUCUAACGGAUUGGGUCAAGGAUCUGCGAUCUCGGCUGCACAAGGGUUCAACGGAAAUAACAAUUUUGGAACAGCUGUCGCUGCUGCGCAGAAUUUCGGAAACUACCAGGCCAGUACCGCCCAAGCCAUUCAGCAAAGGGGAGGCCUUCUUCGUGAGAGUGGCGCCACUAGUAUCAAUGCACCAGGCAUCCAAGCUGCCAAUGCUCAUGCCAUCAACACUGGCUACUAUUAA